Messenger RNA from Odocoileus virginianus texanus, 2203 nucleotides. The record is from RefSeq and is a predicted model, not a curated record. NCBI's taxonomy places the organism in Eukaryota, Metazoa, Chordata, Mammalia, Artiodactyla, Cervidae.
CAUUUCAGAACUCCCCCUCUCCCCUCCCACUCAGGGCCCCGUGCGUAGGAGGCCACCCAGGAAUCCAAAAGAAAGAAGAACCCUGCCAAUUAGCUGCAAAUCUGAGUUCCCUAGCAAAAGACCAGGUCUGGGGGAAAAGCAACUAGGAGACAAGUUUUCCGUAACUCACCUUUAUCCCAAGAGCACAACCAGCCUGGGAAAUCUACAGAUUUCUCUUUAUACUGAAAGUCUAGCAAGAAGGGUUGGGAAUUAGGGUGGGAGAGUGAGGUGGAGCCAGGCCCCAAAGCCCGCCCCAGGGCUAACAGAGUCCUGCCAAGUUCUUGUGCAAGGAGAUAACUGUUUUUGAUGGGCUGAACGUGGCCAGAAAGCCUUGGGAGGUUUCCAGGACUGGCUUGAGGCAUUUUCCACCAGCCUAGGGGAUAGUAGUCGGGGACAGAGGACAUAAAGGCCAAGUGGGAGCAGAACUGGGAGGUGAGCACAAGGAGCCCCACUCUCGGCUCUUUGGUAGGCUCAGGCCUCCCUUUAUUCUGUGACUCUAGGACGGGAGGGGCAAGUGGCCUGAGGGCUUCAGAGAACUGGUCACGGCACUGUCUCUUAAGACUGCUGGAGUCCCUAGCACGUGCUCAAGGCUCCGGUAGAGGUUGGAGUCAUGGCAGAUGAAGAUCCCAACCAACAGGAGCAUGAUGGCACCCCUUCUCAGAUGCCCCCACUCGAGGCAGAAGCCCGUGGCUACACCCUAUUCAGAGUUUUGGACAGAGAGUUCAUGAUCAAGGUGAGCAAGCGCCGGUGGGCGGUGGUCCUGGUGUUCAGCUGCUACUCCAUGUGCAACGCCUUCCAGUGGAUCCACUACGCCGCCAUCAAUAACAUCUUCAUGUACUUCUAUGGGGUCAGUGCCUUUGCCAUCGACUGGCUGUCCAUGUGCUACAUGCUGACCUACAUCCCUCUGCUCCUGCCCAUGGCCUGGCUCUUGGAGAAGUUUGGCCUGCGGACCAUCGCUCUCGCUGGCUCCGCUCUCAACUGCCUGGGGGCCUGGGUGAAGGUGGGCAGCCUGCAGCCACAUCUCUUCCCAGUCACCGUGCUGGGUCAGGUCAUCUGCUCCAUGGCCCAGGUCUUCAUCCUGGGUAUGCCCUACCGCAUUGCUUCCGUCUGGUUCGGAGAUGAUGAGGUGUCAACUGCCUGCUCCACAGCUGUCCUUGGCAAUCAGCUUGGAAUUGCCAUUGGGUUCUUGGUCCCUCCUGUCUUGGUACCCAACAUCAAAGACCAGGACAAGCUUGCCUACCACAUCAGCAUCAUGUUCUACAUAAUAGCAGGUGUGGCCACUCUGCUUUUCAUCCUUGUCAUCAUCGUAUUCAAAGAGAAGCCUAAACAUCCCCCCAGCAGGGCCCAGUCCCUGAGCUAUGCCUUGGCGUCCACUGAUGCUUCUUACUUAAGUUCCAUCAUCCGACUCUUCAAAAACCUCAACUUUGUGCUGCUAGUCAUCACCUAUGGUCUGAAUGCUGGUGCUUUUUAUGCCUUGUCCACUCUGCUGACUCGCAUGGUGAUCUUCCACUAUCCGGGGGAAGAAGUGAAUGCUGGAAGAAUCGGCCUGACCAUCGUCCUUGCAGGAAUGCUUGGGGCUGUGAUCUCAGGCAUCUGGCUGGAUAGGACCAAAACCUACAAGCAGACAACUUUGGUGGUCUAUGUCAUGACUCUGGUAGGCAUGGUGGUCUACACAUAUACCUUGAACCUGGGACACCUGUGGGUAGUGUUCAUCACGGCUGGCGCAAUGGGCUUCUUUAUGACUGGCUACCUUCCACUGGGAUUUGAAUUUGCCGUGGAGCUGACAUACCCAGAAUCAGAAGGCAUGUCAUCUGGCCUCCUCAACGUGUCUGCCCAGGUAUUCGGGAUCAUCUUCACCAUCUCCCAGGGCCAGAUUAUUGACAACUAUGGAACCAUGCCUGGGAACAUCUUCCUGUGUGUCUUUCUGACCCUUGGAGCAGUGCUCACUGCAUUCAUCAAGGCAGAUCUCCGGAGGCAGGAUGCAAACAAAGAAAUUCCUGAAAAUCUUGGAAUUGCCCUUGGGUUCUUCAUCCCUCCUGUCUUGGUACCCCACAUUGACAACCCUGAUGAGCUUGUCUACCACAUGAGCAUCUUGUUCUACAUGACAGCAGGCGUGGCCACUCUGCUCUUCAUCCUUGUCAUCAUUGGUAAGGGCAUUGAUUGA